Messenger RNA from Gadus morhua (Atlantic cod), 2407 nucleotides. RefSeq names its product transmembrane protein 79. The transcript is spliced from 5 exons. NCBI's taxonomy places the organism in Eukaryota, Metazoa, Chordata, Actinopteri, Gadiformes, Gadidae. The record is from RefSeq and is a predicted model, not a curated record. Gene Ontology annotation, cellular component: trans-Golgi network membrane; lysosomal membrane. Gene Ontology annotation, biological process: regulated exocytosis. The coding region runs from base 439 to 1704 and encodes 421 amino acids.
UUGUUAUUCAUGUAAUUGUUUGUAUCCUUAAUUUCUUGUCCUUAUCUCCCGACGACCGUGUAAACGGCAAACACAGCUCGCCGGAAGUAAGAGAACGGAAAUUGCGUGGCCACAAACCGGGGUAACGCUAUUAUCCAGGACCCUCAUCCUUUCUACCUGCCAUAUCGUUACCACCUGGAUACACCUGCCAAAUUACAAAGCGUCUAACACGGAACUUGAGAGUUUGUGAAAAGGUCGAAAGAAUACAAUAAUUAAUAAAAAUCGGAUCCGAACUGAUGGUGGACCCGGCGUACAAGUCGAAUAUUGUAGGAUAAUAACAGAAGAAAUUAACUUCAAAAUGAGGUUGCGUAUUAGAAGGGAGAAAAAGUAAUUGACCGACACUAACACAGAAACGUCUGCUAAAUACCAGAAUCAAAAAACACCUCAAUUGUUGCAACAAUGUCUGAAUUGAAGGAUUUGAACACAGAAAUAAGUAAAGAACUCAGUCCUUCAACUGGUACGUCCAGUGACCCCAUCGCUAAAGUCCAAAUUCAAGAGAAAGACAAAAGCUGUGAGGAAGAGGAGGAAGAGGAGGAGGUAGAGGAAGAACAGUCAGUGUUCUGCUCCGCUCCGUCGGAGCCGAGCACGUUACCAUGGCCCGGGGACAAACUGGGGAGGAUGCUGGGAGCAGAGGACAGCGGAACAAUGUCUGCAAUAGACAGAGUAUCCGAGGAGGAGACUGCUUGGAGCCAGAGCAGCAGGCAGGCAGAGGGGAACCUGAAGAGACGAUCCAAAUGGAGGGAGAGCAUGCCGGAGGGAGAGCGCUGGAGGGCGUACGAAUCUGAGGGGCAGCACGGGGAUAAAGGCUCGGGGUCGCUGGCGGACGGCGAGGAAGAGGAGGAGGACGACGGGUCGGUCAACUGGAUGCCGGAGAAGGCGGCUUUGGUCUUCACUCCCCGGGUCAACAUCUUGAACAACCAGGGGGAGGGAGAGGGCGCUCCUGCGGAGAACACGUACCGGGAUGACCCCAUGAAUGAGAAGGAGCCACGAGCUACGAGCACUGUGGACGUCCACCAGUACUCUGAGUGGCCUGAGGAGGAGGAGGAGGAGACUAUCUACUGCGGCAGUUGUUGCAGUGAGAAACUCCAACUUUGCUUGGCGAUGGUGGCCGCCCUGGUCCUCUUCCCCUUGCUGGUUUGGGGGGGCUAUGCCCUUCUACCCUUUGAUGCUCCGGUACUCAAGAGCACCCCCCUCAGGCUGGUGUACACUCUACGCUGCGCCUUCUUUGCGACGGUGCCCAUCAUACUCGGCGUGGUGGUGCAGGGCGCAGCCCGGCUGCGGUUCGGGGAACUGAAGCCGCUCUACGAGGGCACGCUAGAGAGCAGGGAGGUUGCGGCCCACGGCCACUACGUCAACGACUCGCUGUCCCUCUACCUCUUCUACUUCCUGCAGCUGGCGGUCAUGGCCACCUACCUCAACCAGGACCAUCUCAAACUGGUGCCGCUGCUCACCAUCAUCUUCGCCAUCGGGAGGCUCAUCUACUGGGCGUGCCUCUCUCUGGGCAGCAGCGUCAGGGCCCUGGGGUUCGGCUUCUCCUUCUUCCCCAUCCUGGUCAUGCUGGGCGUCAAUCUGUACUACAUCUUCUCCUCGGUGGGCCAGGGGGCCGUGUUCGACGUGGAGCCUCCCGCCACGGAGGCUGCGCCCAUGCAGAGAUGGUGGGGCUGAGGGGCUCGUAGGGACCCGUUUCAAAAGAGAUCGUCGGAGGCUUAUACCCUAUUAGAAAAAUGAACCACACAUUGCAUUAAAAAGUCAGUUCCUUGACUAUUUCUCCUUGUCAUGCUUUGAAUUCUGAUCGGACACCUGAUAAAAACAAACAAUAUUUACAAGGUGAAUUUGACAAAAGGCAAGGCAGAAAACUGUCCUUCAGUGUACAAAACUUUUUUAUAAUCAAACUGCAAAGACGUGUAGCAUGGCUGCAGAAGCCUUGACCAGCAUCAGCAUCACCGCGCCCCAACUCCUGAUUGUAUACACACCGAGCCUUAAGGAAUGAAUACAUAUUUGCACUUUUCUAUUACUAUGGAUAACAAUAGGGCUCUCAAAUUGUUCUUGACUUCAGAGCAUUUUCUUAUUUCUUCAGUUAUGCAUGAUCCAGUAUGAAAGAUAUGUGUACCAGGAAACUCGACUGUUUGCAUUGGCUCACGCUGUUAUUUUUUAGCUUAUGGUUGCUUUUGAUUAAGAUAAUUUACUUGGGUGAAUGCAAUGGGAUUUUCUUUUGGAGGGAAUAAAUAAAACAAAUGCAAUACUGAUUGAUUAAAAAAAAGAAUAACAAAUUUAUACUCAUUUAUAUUUCGACAGCCAAAUUGCCAUACUUUUUGGAUGUGGGAAAUGUACAAUGCAAUAAUAAAAAGAAGAUUUUUAGUCUACACUC